Messenger RNA from Acanthosepion pharaonis, 714 nucleotides. The record is from the annotation of a GenBank genome assembly. NCBI's taxonomy places the organism in Eukaryota, Metazoa, Mollusca, Cephalopoda, Sepiida, Sepiidae.
AUGUGGUUUAUGUAUUUUUUAAGUUGGGUCGGACUCAUAUUGCAGAUAUGUGUCAUUUCUUUGUCUGUUGCUGCGGGGUUGUAUUAUCUGGCUGAACUAGUUGAAGAAUACACAGUCUUUACAGCAAAAGUCAUCAAAUACAUCAUUAUUACAAUCUUCAUUGUUCACGUGGGCCUGGCAUUAUUUGAAGACUUACCAAUUAUGAUGAUUGUCUGCGGAUUCCUGGGAUGUUUGACACACUUCCUUCUCUUGCAGAAUUUUCCAUAUUUUGUCUUAUCAUCCCCAUCCUUCAUGGCUUCAGUUGUUUUUCUGUGCAUAAACCACUAUAUGGCUUUUUCAUAUUUUGCAUCUGUGUAUUAUUCGUUUGGGGAGGUUCUUGGUUACUUUACUAUUUGCUUAUGGCUCAUCCCUUUUGCGUUUUUUGUGUCUUUGUCGGCCAAUGAAUACGUCCUGCCUACUGUCUCGGAAACUCGGCCAUUAAACCCAAGAGCCGACAUGGACAAAGAUAUGGAUGUUCCACACCCGACCCAAUUUUUUGACACAUUUUUACACCUCUUUGACCUUCCCCUGAGGACCACCUGUUUACUGAUCAGGAAAAUCACCAAGGUCAAAAUAAAAAGCAGCUGCUCUCCUAGAAAAUGGACACUAAAUUGUCAUUAUGUCCGUCAUGCUCAGCAGUCAACUUGCUCUUUUUGUUGGACAGUCUGUAAAUAA